Aspergillus nomiae NRRL 13137 is the source of this 1620-nucleotide messenger RNA. RefSeq lists its product as uncharacterized. The coding region runs from base 1 to 1620 and encodes 539 amino acids. Gene Ontology annotation, molecular function: catalytic activity. The record is from RefSeq and is a predicted model, not a curated record. The transcript is spliced from 3 exons. NCBI's taxonomy places the organism in Eukaryota, Fungi, Ascomycota, Eurotiomycetes, Eurotiales, Aspergillaceae.
AUGCCCGCCAAAAAAGUCCUCAUAAUCCUGAGCGACGCCGACUCCUUCCCGCUCAAGAAAACCAGCGGCCAAGAAGCCGGCAAGAUAGUCGACCAACCCUCCGGCUUCUUCCUCAUGGAACUAGCCAAACCACUCCAGAAACUGCUCGACGCCGGAUACGAAGUCACCUUCGCGUCACCCAAGGGCCAAGAGCCCACGCCCGACCCCAACAGUGAAUCGCUGCUCGCUUUCGCGGGCAACUUCUACGAACGCCGGCGCGAGCACGAGUUGAUUGAUCGCAUGAAGCGCGAGAACGGGUUCAGUCACCCGCGGACCUUCAGCUCCAUCAGCGAUGCCGAGUUGGAUUCCUUUGCUGGCGUGUUCAUCCCCGGUGGACACGCGCCGUUGAGAGAUCUGGGUGCGGAUCCGCAUCUCGGUCGCAUCUUGCGAUUCUUCCAUGCCAAGAGUCGGCCCACGGCUGCUAUUUGUCAUGGGCCGUUUGCGUUCUUGAGUACUAAGCUUGCUGGGGAGGGUGAUUUUGUGUAUAAGGAUUAUCGGAUCACCUGCUGGAGUGACGCCGAGGAGAAGAUGAUGGAGACCAUCAUGGGUGGGGAGAUCGAGAAGGUGGAAUCCGAUCUUCGGAAUGAAGGCGCCAUUAUGGUCGAAGGAGUGAAGGAGAAGAUUGGCAGCGUUACGGUGGAUCGAGACCAGUUUCUGCAAAUGUUGAGUCCCUGCGACCAACCUUCCCUGACAAUGACAGCCAAAUCCUUCAAGACGAUCCUCUACCAAAAGUCCCCGGACGGGAAGAUCGCAUAUAUAACCCUGAACCGUCCGGACCGCUUCAAUGCGAUUGACGCGCACCUGCCAAGAGAUCUCCGGGACGCAGUCCAACUAGCGAACGCAGACCCUACGGUACACUGCAUCAUCCUGAAAGGAAACGGGCCCGGAUUCUGCGGCGGCUAUGAUCUGGAUAUCUACGCGCAGAACGCGCAGCGCGGCGAAACGCAUGGAUCACAGGAUCUGUCGAAGGGAUACGACCCAUUAGUCGACUACACGAUGAUGAAGGCGAACACUGAAUGUUUCUCGGAACUGUUCCACAGCCACAAGCCGACCAUCGCACAGGUGCAUGGUGCAGCCGUGGCGGGCGGGAGUGAUAUCGCCCUGUGCUGUGACUUGGUCAUCAUGGCGACAGAUGCGCGCAUCGGCUAUCCGCCGAGUCGCGUCUGGGGUUGUCCGACGACCGCCAUGUGGGCGUACCGCGUCGGAGUCGAGAAGGCUAAACGGAUGCUCUUCACUGGUGACUUGAUCAGCGGCGCUGAAGCGGCGAAGAUGGGCCUUGUCUUGAAAGCUGUGCCUCAGGAGCAGUUGGAGGAAACCGUUCUGUUGCUGGCAAACCGCAUUGCGUCGGUCCCGCAAAAUCAGCUCUGGAUGCAAAAGCAGGUUAUUAAUGGUCUUAUCGAUGGCCCUCUUCUUCAAAGCCAGAAAUUGGCUACGAUCUUCGAUGGCAUCACCCGUAACUCCCCGGAAGGUGUCGCAUUCCAGGAACUAAGCCAAGAGAAAGGAUUCAAGGCUGCCGUGAAGGAACGCGAUGGCCCGGGGAGGUCGGAGAGGUAUCGGAAGGUGUGGAAGAGUGUUCUAUAG